AUGUCAGGAUCUUCCUGGUGGCAACCAUAUAUUAGUAGUCCUUCAUCAGUUAAUAAACUUACAAGACCUAAACUUGAAGAAUUAUACAAUAGAUCUCUUGAUCACCUUCGCCAACUUUCUGAAAAAGAAAGUGAAAUUUAUUCAAGCAUGAGAGAUCUUUCUGCUAAAUCAUCACAAUCAAUGCAUCAACUCUCGGCGUUAGGAUCCCCUAGAGGAACACAAAAAUCAACACUAAUCGUUAGUUCUGAUAAACGAGUUGCUCAGCUAUGUAAAACAAUUAAUUCACUCAACGCAGAUAGGGAACAACUACAUGAAGAAAUUAGAAUCUUACAAGAAAUGCUUAUGAAACUUAACGCAAACAUAAACAAAGAUAAAUUUACACCAGCUGACUUACUUUAUUCAUACACAUUUGAAAAUCCACAGAUGAAAAAAAUCUGCGAGUGCAUUGUUGAUUUGAACAAUUCUACUCAAGAUGAAACAGAUCACGAAGAUUACUUGUUUAUCCUUGAUCUAUUCUCAGAAAAUACACUUCAGCUCCUUCAACGACGCAUUGACAAGACAAAGCCAGUUUACAACCAAAGAAUUAAUGACUAUUUAGAUGAUAUUGCUACUUUAGCUGCAGAAAAACAGCUCGCACAGAACAGAAUACAGGAUCUUAACAAUAAAAUCGAUAGUAUACCACCACCUGAGACGGUCAAUUACGAUGAUAUUGAAUCUUUGAUCCAUCAAAUUGACGAUCUUGGUGAUACAGCUGGCCGACUUGCUGCUGCUAGACGUAAAAAUGAUGAUCUCAUGGCACAGAAGCGUCUUAUUGCAGAAGAUGAGCCUCUUCUCAACAUGAUUCCAAAUAUUGCAGAUAAAAUCGAUACAAUUGAUGUAAAUGAGCUCAAGGAUGAGAAAGCCAGAGAGAAAGAUAGGAAUACAGCAUUACAACAACAUAAUGAAGAUCUUAUGAAGCGUUUCCAGGUACUUACAGAAAGAAAUUCUCCAAAGAAAGCUCCAACAUCAGCAAGAGGCAGAAAAGGAAGCAAAGUUAACAAAUCCCCAACAGUUCCUGCUGAUAUGUGCACUCGUCUUGCUUCUUUGAACGUAAAUCCAAUUGAUGUCCAAAGCGUAUGGAAUUGGUCACAAUCUACAAGACUCGAAGACUUAAUGAAUGAUAUUAACUCUCUUACAGAGCAUAAACAGCUUCUUACAAAUAGAAGAGAUUCUUUGCAGAGAAAGAUUCAACAAUUGAAUGAACUUCUUGCAACUCUCGAUCAACAUAUCGAAGAAUAUAAUAAAGUCAUUCAAGAAUCAAAGAGAGCUGAAGAAGUUGCUGAAUAA
Molecule: messenger RNA, 1326 nt
Organism: Trichomonas vaginalis G3
Lineage: Eukaryota; Parabasalia; Trichomonadida; Trichomonadidae
Exons: 1
Coding region: 1-1326 (441 amino acids)
Source: RefSeq, a predicted model, not a curated record